This is a messenger RNA of Phycomyces blakesleeanus NRRL 1555(-), 1027 nucleotides long. RefSeq lists its product as hypothetical. The transcript has a single exon. Bases 13 to 948 code for a protein of 311 amino acids. NCBI's taxonomy places the organism in Eukaryota, Fungi, Mucoromycota, Mucoromycetes, Mucorales, Phycomycetaceae. The record is from RefSeq and is a predicted model, not a curated record.
CUGACAAUUGCAAUGGAAAAAUCAUUUGCAGGUCUCUUGCGGAACUCACGAUUGGCGACCUAUGACCGUCGUCUUGCGCAAGUGUACACAACACCAAAAAAAUGCAAGCAAAUUGGUGAUUGGGGCCUGAAGCGCAACUUGCCAACUGUUAUCCGCACACCUUACGUUACGAUUGGCGACCUUGACACAGCUGAGCACCAAACACCAUGGCAAUCAGGACAGAGCCAGGUUUUGUUUGUAAAGCGCUGGAAGGAGAAUUUCCCCAACUCAACUAAGCCUGCACCACGACGCGAAGAGCCCGAACACAAUGUUGCUCUUAUGUCCUCUUCCGAAUUCAAGCGAUUCCUCAAGAAGGUGUCUAAGAACAAAGACGAUUUCAAAGAGAAGUUGGACCGAAAGGAGGUUGUUCCCGAGCAGCUUUACGAAUUCUUCAACGUCACUUUCAACGAGACACCCUCUUCGACCACUGUUGGACCUACUUACAGCGACUAUGAGCAUGGUUGGGACUACCCCGUUGAGGGACGUAUUCUCAAUGCAGAUAAACAGGGCCAUGUUGUGGGUAUUGCUGGUGUGACAGCUCUUCUUACCAAGCGUAACUCGAUUGGCUUGAGACCAAAUAGCGAACGUCGUAUCCGCACUUUCUACGUUGAGAAGGCAGGAUUUGAUGAGCAGGGCAAACCUAUGGUGAUUGUAAACAUAAACCACUCAUCAUCAUCCGCUAUCCCAAGUCUUCUUUCACCAGACGGUUUCGCAAGAUAUAAUGAGGGUCGUGGUAGCAGCUUAUUCGGAUCUAUGGCUGCUGAUGACAUGUUCAGCACAAAGCCUCACGAGCAGGCUCGCACCCAAGAUGAUGAUAGUAAAGUUAGCGCUAAUCCCCAACACACCCAACUUAUGAGAAGAAUUUACGGUUUGUUGGAACCCGUCGAAUCUGCAGAUAAAAAAGAGUAGACUGAAGAUUCCCGACACUUGUAUCUUAUUUUAAUACAUCAAUAAAGAAAAACAGAAGCAAAAGACAAUAGAAUUAAAU